This is a messenger RNA of Ictidomys tridecemlineatus (thirteen-lined ground squirrel), 2883 nucleotides long. It is a transcript of the gene Pias3, whose product is annotated as protein inhibitor of activated STAT 3. Gene Ontology annotation, molecular function: SUMO ligase activity; transcription coregulator activity; zinc ion binding. Gene Ontology annotation, cellular component: chromatin. Lineage: Eukaryota; Metazoa; Chordata; Mammalia; Rodentia; Sciuridae. The record is from RefSeq and is a predicted model, not a curated record. Gene Ontology annotation, biological process: regulation of transcription by RNA polymerase II; protein sumoylation.
GCCGAGCUGCGGUGCCGCGUCCGGCGGCCGUCCGUCUCCAGCCGCGGAGCCCGUCGGAGGGCUGCCGAGCCCCCUUCCCGACACCAGGCACCCUCGGGCCUCCCGAGCCCCGCCUCGCUCCCGCAACGGCGCUGCACAUGGUGAUGAGUUUCCGGGUAUCUGAGCUGCAGGUGCUCCUUGGCUUUGCUGGCCGGAACAAGAGUGGACGGAAGCACGAACUCCUAGCCAAGGCCCUACACCUCCUCAAAUCCAGCUGUGCCCCCAGUGUCCAGAUGAAGAUCAAAGAACUUUACCGCCGGCGCUUUCCCCGGAAGACCCUAGGGCCCUCUGAUCUCUCUCUGCUCUCUUUGCCCCCUGGCACCUCUCCUGUAGGCUCCCCUGGCCCUCUGACUCCCAUUCCCCCAGCCCUUUUGGCUCCUGGCACCCUUCUGGGCCCCAAGCGUGAGGUGGACUUGCAUCCCCCUCUACCGCAGCCCGUGCACCCUGAUGUCACCAUGAAACCAUUGCCCUUCUAUGAAGUCUACGGGGAACUCAUCCGGCCCACCACCCUUGCAUCCACUUCUAGCCAGCGGUUUGAGGAAGCGCACUUUACCUUUGCCCUCACACCUCAGCAAGUGCAGCAGAUUCUUACGUCCAGAGAGGUUCUGCCAGGGGCCAAAUGUGAUUAUACCAUACAGGUGCAGCUAAGGUUCUGUCUCUGUGAGACCAGCUGCCCCCAGGAGGAUUAUUUUCCCCCCAACCUCUUUGUCAAGGUCAAUGGGAAACUGUGCCCCCUUCCGGGUUACCUUCCUCCCACCAAGAAUGGGGCUGAACCUAAGAGGCCCAGCCGCCCCAUCAACAUCACACCACUGGCUCGACUCUCAGCCACUGUUCCCAACACCAUUGUGGUUAAUUGGUCAUCUGAGUUUGGACGGAAUUACUCCUUGUCUGUGUACCUGGUGAGGCAGCUGACUGCAGGGACCCUUCUACAGAAACUGAGAGCCAAGGGCAUCCGCAACCCAGACCAUUCUCGGGCCCUGAUCAAGGAGAAAUUGACGGCUGACCCCGACAGUGAGGUGGCUACUACGAGUCUCCGGGUGUCGCUCAUGUGCCCGCUAGGGAAGAUGCGCCUGACUGUCCCAUGUCGUGCUCUCACCUGCGCCCACCUGCAGAGUUUCGAUGCUGCCCUUUAUCUACAGAUGAAUGAGAAGAAGCCAACAUGGACAUGUCCUGUGUGUGACAAGAAGGCUCCCUACGAAUCUCUUAUUAUUGAUGGUUUAUUCAUGGAGAUUCUUAAUUCCUGUUCGGAUUGUGAUGAGAUCCAGUUCAUGGAAGAUGGAUCCUGGUGCCCAAUGAAACCCAAGAAGGAGGCAUCUGAGGUUUGCCCCCCGCCAGGGUAUGGGCUGGAUGGCCUCCAAUAUAGCCCACUUCAAGAGGGAAAUCCUUCAGAAAAUAAGAAGAAGGUUGAAGUUAUUGACUUGACAAUAGAAAGCUCAUCAGAUGAGGAGGAUCUGCCCCCAACCAAGAAGCACUGUCCUGUCACCUCAGCUGCCAUCCCAACACUACCUGGAAGCAAAGGAGUCCUCACACCUGGUCACCAGCCCUCCUCGGUGCUACGGAGUCCUGCCAUGGGCACCUUGGGCAGUGAUUUCCUGUCUGGUCUCCCACUACCUGAGUACCCACCUGCCUUCCCCCUGGGGGCUGAUAUCCAAGGUUUAGAUUUAUUUUCUUUUCUUCAGACUGAGAGUCAGCACUAUGGUCCUUCCGUCAUCACCUCGCUAGAUGAACAGGAUGCCCUUGGCCACUUCUUCCAGUACCGGGGGACCCCUUCCCACUUCCUGGGUCCACUGGCCCCCACACUGGGGAGCUCCCACCGCAGCUCCACUCCAGCACCCUCUCCUGGCCGUGUCAGCAGCAUUGUGGCUCCUGGGGCGCCCUUGAGGGAGGGACAUGGAGGACCUCUGCCUUCAGGCCCCUCUUUGACUGGCUGUCGGUCAGAUAUCAUUUCCCUGGACUGAGUUCCUUGGAUUCUGGAACCUUCACUGUCCUCCAACACUGAGCAAAUAUGCUGUGUGGACCCCCAGCCCCUGGCCACUCUCAUCCCUCGGGGGCUGUGGCCAAAGGCCACACAGACCUUCAAGGACACCUACUUUGGCCUCAUCUCUGCCUAACAAAGCCAGCAGCAAAAGGUCAAUAUUCAGCUUCUUUUAAAGGACACUGGGGACUGUUCUUUAGAUGGUGGCACGUUCCUUUGCUGUGUUAACCUAGGCAGUGGGGAGCAGAUGAGAUGGGGUGGCAGUUGGGGAAGGGUUGGAGGCUCCUGGGGAAGGGGCCUUUUUUUUUGUCUGUGAGAUGCCCUCUCCGUCCCCCAAGCCCAACCAUUCAUACUUUUCAUGUCCAUUCCGUUCCCUUUGGCCACACAGGUGGCAGGAAAGACAGGCAGUUUCAGAGAUGGACAAAAAACCUCUAUUUUGUGUUGUGGAUUUUUUUGUACAUAAACAGAAAACUCCCAAAUACUCCAAAGAUGACUUUCCUGCCCCUACUUCCCAGUUUGACUGAGUAGGAGAGAGGCCUUAAGUCAAGAUCCCCAGGGUUUGAGAACAGGGAGGGCCCAGCGACUGCCUGGGUCCCUCUCUAUUUAUAUAUUUAAGUUCACAGCGGGUCUGAACACUGACCAGCCUGGGGCCUGUGCCUCUGGAGGCCCACCUGUGCCUCUCGAGGCCAUGGCCCUGGGCUUCGCCCUGGCUCAUUUUGCACCUUUCCUGGCAGGUGGGAGGACCCUUGUGUCCUCCUUCCCAAUCUCUUUUCUCUGGCUCCUCAAGGGCCUGGAACCUAUGUUGUAAUUUUACUUUUUACUUUCAGAUUGUAGCAAAGUUCUCACCCUAAUAAAGGUUGUGAAUGUUC